Vicia villosa (hairy vetch) is the source of this 1115-nucleotide messenger RNA. RefSeq names its product protein LIGHT-DEPENDENT SHORT HYPOCOTYLS 4-like. Gene Ontology annotation, cellular component: nucleus. The record is from RefSeq and is a predicted model, not a curated record. Gene Ontology annotation, biological process: mRNA transcription; response to light stimulus. NCBI's taxonomy places the organism in Eukaryota, Viridiplantae, Streptophyta, Magnoliopsida, Fabales, Fabaceae. The transcript has 2 exons. Bases 276 to 971 code for a protein of 231 amino acids.
GAAAACAAAUCAGUCUGUAAUAUCAAUCAAGCUCUCAGAGUUUGUUUUCUUUUCAUUUUCUUCCAACUAGUCUUUUUUUUUUCCUUAAAUUGAAAAACCAUUAAAAUAUAUUAUUUCCCCCAAAUUAUUUUAUCUUCUCAGUUAUAAAUUCCAAUCUCCAUCCUUUAUUCUCACUCCCUCCCUCACUCACUCUUGUCACUGUCUUUUAAGAACCCUAACUAGAUUUUCUCAUCAAAAAAGCAUUGGAUCUAUUUAUACAAGUUUUCAACCUUUCCAUGGAUUCAAUUCAAGAUUUUAUGGACUCAUGUAACUCUGAAAACACUUGCAGCCUCAACAACAGCACCAUCACCACCAACAACAACAACAGCACCAACAACAACACCACCACCUUAAUCUGCACCUCUUCUCCUUCUGGCUCCACCACCACCAGCAGCCGCUAUGAAAACCAGAAACGCCGUGACUGGAACACUUUUGGACAGUACCUCAAGAAUCACCGCCCUCCUCUCUCCCUCUCCAGAUGCAGCGGUGCACAUGUCCUUGAAUUUCUCCGGUACUUGGAUCAAUUUGGCAAAACAAAAGUGCACACACCAAUUUGUCCAUUCUAUGGCCACCCAAACCCACCAGCACCAUGUCCAUGUCCAUUAAGACAAGCUUGGGGAAGCCUUGAUGCACUGAUAGGUCGAUUAAGAGCAGCUUUUGAAGAGAAUGGAGGAAAACCAGACACAAAUCCAUUUGGUGCAAGAGCUGUUAGGCUUUACCUUCGCGAAGUUCGUGAUCUUCAAUCGAAAGCAAGAGGUAUUAGCUACGAGAAGAAGAAAAGAAAGCGUCCACCACAACAGCAACAACAUCAGCAUCAGCAGCAACAACAGCAUCAGCAUCAGCAUCAACAGCUUCAACAAUUGCCAAUGCAAUUGCCUCUUCAUCUUUGUCAUCAUCAACACCAGCUUCCACCUCCAGGUGCAACUCAAUGAAUUAUGAAUGUCUCUUCUCAUAUCAUAUUCCAUGGAAAAAAGUUUCAAUCUCUAUAUAUCUCUACUUUAUCUUGAUGAAUAUUUAUUUUCUAAUUAAUUUAAGUACUAGUAGGUUUAGGGUUUUAUUAUUUUGUCAUUUAAGUU